AUGGAUACUCGAGGGAUUAGUUAUCAACCCAAGCGAAGAACUCCAUCAUUCUCAUCUUCUCUUCUCGACUCCAUCUACCGAUCUAUUGACAAUCCAAAUUGCAAAGAUGAUGAGUUUUCUGCUUUAGAAACCGAUGAAUCUGUGCAAUGUAGACAAAGGAGAAAGCAGCGUGACAAUACCUUUCUCCAUGAUGACGAGAGGAUCAGGCGAGCAAUCAUGAUUGAAAAGUGGAUGGAGAACAAGAAUCGCACCAACAUUAACAAAACCUAUAAACUCCGUUCGUGCUAUUCUGCUUCAAGUUCUUCAGAUUCCAGCUCCGGAGGCGUGUUUUCUUCUUCAUCCGAAACAGAAUCCAAAUCGCCGUUACCUUUCACUCCGAUUUUCACACGAUCAUCGGACUUGCACCAGCAGACGCCUAAACGCGAAGGAAGACUGACGAGGACGAAAUCAAGAGCACUGAAACUAUACGGAGAUCUGAAGAAGGCGAAACAGCCAAUCUCUCCUGGACGUCGCAUCACCGAUUUCCUCAAUUCACUCUUCAAUUCAAAGAAAUUGGAGGAUUUAAACUCGGAAAGAAGAACACAACCUGUGAAGAACUCGACAACAACAUGCUCUCUAUCCUCAUCGUUCGGAAGACCUUCCUGCUUAAGCAAACCGCCUUCUCCAUCUUUCAGAGGAAGAAACAGAAAUAUAGAUCGAAGUCCGAAGAGAUCUGUACGAUUCUAUCCUGUAACCGUCAUAGUCGACGAAGAAAAUCGUUCGUGCGGACACAAAUACAUCUACGAAAACGAAACGGAUCCAGGUCUGAUGCGAAAUUCGUUUAUGCGGAAAGGAAGCGGAAACAGAGAGAAAACAGACGAUGCGUAUCGAGGGAGAAGGACUUACAACAUUGAUGAAAAUCGGCAGGAAGUAGAAGAUGAAGAUGAAGAUGAUUCGGAGAGCUGUACAAGCUCUGAUCUAUUUGAGCUAGAGAACAUCGGCGUUGGAAGAACAUGCAGAGAAGAGUUACCGGUGUACGCAUCAACGAAUCUGAAAACAACGAAUAAAGCCAUUGUAGCCUGUGCGAUUUGA
Messenger RNA from Impatiens glandulifera, 1071 nucleotides. Its product is annotated as protein BIG GRAIN 1-like A. Lineage: Eukaryota; Viridiplantae; Streptophyta; Magnoliopsida; Ericales; Balsaminaceae. Gene Ontology annotation, biological process: auxin-activated signaling pathway. The transcript has a single exon. The record is from RefSeq and is a predicted model, not a curated record. Bases 1 to 1071 code for a protein of 356 amino acids.